AUGGUAUCUCUCUGGGGCUGGAAGAAGAGCCACUCAGACCGGCCGGAGGAGCCAUCUCCUGACCAAAAUGAACAAAAUGAGAAUACGCCAUCGCGAGACCAGCAACCCGACGAACGGACAAGACUGCUUCCGCCCGAAAAUAACCCGGGAUACUUGAGUCCCGAUGACCCAGCAGUCUCUCCUUACAAUCUAUGGGGCGUGCGCGCCUUGCGCGGCCUCUCGCUGGCUGCACUGGCUAUCAGCUUCGUCUGGUGGACUUUCCUCUUGGUGUCGGUCUUUGUUACUCCACCGCUGAUGCAUUCGCGCGGAUCGGGUUUCUUCGCUUUCGCCUACACCACCCUGGCCAUGGGCUAUCUGGCGUUGGGGUUGUUGUUCUUUGCCGUGCCGUCCAAGCCAAUGACCAUCUGGGGCAUCAUUCUCGUCGUAUUGCUCUUGGUGGAUAUGUGUAUUAUCCUGGCUGUCCCGCGAAUCCGACUCGAGGAAGGCUGGGUUGGAAUUGCGUCCGUUGUCUGGGCAGCUGCUAUUUCCGUCUACCAGAUCAUCCAGAAUCGAGCCGUUCAGUGGGGUAAGCGGGAGGAAGAGGAGCGUCUGACCGGCCGUGAAGAGACGCGCCGUCCGCUGAGAGAGUGGCUGGCUGUUCUCGCCGAGACUAUUUUUCUGGCGGUCAUGGCCGUUGCGGCUGUGCUGUUUACCGCGACGCUGAUUCUUCGCUCUCGCGAUGUCUCGCUUGCUGCGCCUGGUCACCGAUACUUUGUCCACGGUGAUACAUACCAGGUUCAUCUCGCUUGUGUGGGGAACCGAACCACAGAUGCAGACACUCCUACUGUUCUCCUUGAAGGAGGCGAGGGUCCCGUUGAACAUACCUUGCAGCCAUUCCUGGACGAUAUAUACAGCCGUGGCGCAGUCAAGCGGUACUGCUACUGGGACCGGCCUGGUAUGGGAUGGUCGGACAACGCGCCCUCGCCACACUCAGCAGGAAUAGCAGCAGACGUGCUCUCAGAAGCACUAUCCCUCGCCGGGGAAACUGGCCCGUGGGUCGUGGUAUCUGCGGGAGUUGGUGGACUCCAUUCUCGGCUUUUCGCCAGCCGCAACCUACUCCAAGUGCGCGGCAUCUUUCUAAUUGACCCCCUCCAUGAAGCAUACCUCGGAGACAUCGCCCAGCCCGGUCGUGGGUUCUUACUUUGGCUUCGCGGUGUCGUGUCACCGCUGGGUUUGGAUCGACUAGCCGGGGCGAUUGUGCGCGGCCGUUCUCGCGAAGAUCGCGUCGCCGGACGCUCGGCCUACCAGUCUGGCAGAUUCAUCAAGGCCAAGCUGCAGGAGAAUCUCGUUGCAAUGACCAUGACCGCCGCUGAGAUCCAGUCGGCGCGCCAUAUCCAGAUGGGCCAUACUCCAGUGGUCGUGGUCAGUUCUGGGAUUGAGGUUCGACGAGACUCACGCUGGGAAGAACGGCAGGAGGAUCUCUCCCAUAUCACCGAUAAUCUGCUGUCCUGGGAUAUAGUCCACGAUGCCCCCCACGAGGUGUGGACUGAUGGCAAGGGUCGACAGGUAUUGGAGAAGCGUUUGACCAAGCUGCUUCAGGAAAGUGAGACGUAUCGGCUAUAG
Molecule: messenger RNA, 1602 nt
Organism: Penicillium alfredii
Lineage: Eukaryota; Fungi; Ascomycota; Eurotiomycetes; Eurotiales; Aspergillaceae
Product: DUF2417 domain-containing alpha/beta hydrolase
Exons: 2
Coding region: 1-1602 (533 amino acids)
Source: RefSeq, a predicted model, not a curated record